CUGAAGAGGACUGCAAACCGGAACCUCCAAAGCAAACAAAGUAACCACGAGUUAGAUAAGUAACUUUACUUCGUAGCAAAGUGUUUUUUGUGCGGUGGCAGCGGCCAGUAAGACAUAUAAUUGUUGUUCCAAGUAGCAGCUGCGACAUAAAACCACAUUUGUGGUGUUGUUUUUUUUCUGUAUUUGACAUAAUAAACAAGCUAGCAGGCUAGUCAGGCUAACUCCAACUGCAGCUGACUGACUUUUUCGCUGAAGAGAGCCUUGCUGGUUGGAGCAAAGUUUAAUUUUCUCAGUUUAAGUACUUUGGCCAGACAGUUGCUCCCGUUACCUUAAAGAGGAGUGGAAAGUGUUGUUGGGAAUGUCGUCCCCAACACACGGUGGUCACUGCAGCAGUCCUGAUGGCUCUACCAACACAUCAGACAGCGACUCAGAGGACGAGCCCAAGCUCCCUCUCAACCAGUUCUACCCAUAUAUUCGCUGUGGACUCUGUUGCGGAUUCCUCAUCGACGCCACCACCAUCACAGAGUGCCUUCACACAUUUUGCAAAAGUUGCAUAGUGAAGCACUUCUUCUACAGCAACAGGUGCCCCACGUGCACCAUCGUGGUCCACCAGACACAGCCACUCUACAACAUCAGGCCUGACAGACAAUUGCAGGAUAUUGUUUACAAAAUGGUUCCCUCUCUGGAGGAAUUGGAGAGAGAACAAAUGUGUAAUUUCUACAAAAAGAGAGGGUUGGAGGUGCCAAAACCAGUGGUUGUUUCCCCUCCAGGCCCAGCGGUGUUGAGGAGGCAGAAGAAGGAUAUAAUUCACCAGUCGGUGUUUACCAUUCCCCCUGAGCUGGAUGUCUCACUGCUGUUGGAGUUUGUAGGGGCUGAAGAGGGCAUCAGCAACUUCAAGCCAUUGGAGAGGCGCUACGUCCGUGUGUCCAGCUCGGCCACCAUCCGCCACGUGGAGCUCUUCAUCAGGAGGAAGAUGGAGCUCAGCCCAACCUGCCAGGUAGAUGUGGUUUGUGGAGACCACUUGCUAGACCACUACCAGUCACUCAGAGACAUUCAGAACUCUAUGGGAGAGGAGGCCCUGCAGGAUGGUCUGUUGGUGCUGCACUUUGGCCUGGUCCUGCCCUCUGAGUCUUGAGCUGGAGAGAAAGCUGUAGUAGUACUUGAAGGGAUACCUUGGCAUUUUUGGAUUUUUAUCUGUCGUUUCUUUUCGUCAGACUCUUGUCACAGUGGAAGGUGAAGUUUCUGCAUGAGUAUGGCUGUCUCUCAAAAACUCACUGAUUAGUCUUGUUAGAUUUAUCAUAAAUCAAAUGGCUUGUCACUUGCUGCUAACAAAAACUCCAGCUCAAAACUGUUGAAGCUGCUAACUUAAAGCAACAGUUCACCUAAACAGAAAAGACAGACGUAGUUUGUGUGGUGUGGUUGCAGUCUGCCGCGAUCCUCCCUGUCUCCCCUCAGAACAAUGGUUUGUGGAGCUCAAACUGUCAAAGACUUUACUGCUGAACAACACCAGCAAACUGAAUCUAUCUGCCCCCAAAUUUAUAUUUAUUGGGGCUGCAUAGAUAAAAGUUUGCCUAGAGACAGGUGAGAUGGCAAUAGAUUGGAAACUACAAAAUCACACAAAGCCAUCUUUGGAUUACCCAAGGGGUAAAUGCGAAAAUAGCUUUUUUUUUUUUUUCCUCUUAAAUGUAUUUUUGGUGAAAUGUUCUGUAAUUAACUCAGAAAAUGUAUCAUAUGGUUGGCAUAAGCAUUUGGUUUGAAAGUGAAAUGCUACUGCUAGUGACAGUGUAAUUUCUUCCUUUAAUAGUGUUCAGUAGAAACGUGUCAAAGCUGUAAAAUGUCACGUUUUGAUACAGGUAACAAUAUACAGUCAUAUAUGGUUUUGAUUUAUUGAAAUGUCAGUGCAUUUCCCUCACCUCAUAGCCUGAUGAAGAAAAACACGAGAGGGAAACCUGAAAACGUCAAGGCAUUCUUGAUGCAACACUGCUACCUGAGGAGCGUGGAGACACCUCUGUCUGUCACCACUACGUCUUCCAAUGCAACAAAGACACAGUUUCCCUGAAAACGUCAACCAGUCUAGAGUAGCCAUCUGUUGGCACACGUGGGACCUCUUUCUUUCUUUUGAUUUGUGGAUUUUAGGUUUUCAGUUGUGGUCUUCUUAGUUAAAUUCCAGAGGUUGAUGUGAUUUCAAAGGGCUUCAAACUAAAAGAUUUGUACUACUCCGACUACCAAAGGCUUGUAUAUUUCUUAAGGGGUUUAAAUCUACACUGUAUCUUUAGAACUGAUUGCCUUUUUUUAUUGAUGUGUACACCUAAUUUAAGAAUUGCUAACUUUUUUCAGGCUGUCUGCUGUGAAUAAAUGCCAUUUCCCAGAGGAAAUCUGUUUCAUAUCUCCAUACAACUGUCAAUUGUUAAUAAAGGGAGUUUAUAUAGAAAAUCUUUGAUAGGAUUUGUUAUGCAACACCUUUGCUACAUGGAUUUUUUUCAGCUUGAAUAAAUAAUUGACUGUG
Messenger RNA from Myripristis murdjan (pinecone soldierfish), 2506 nucleotides. It is a transcript of the gene pcgf6, whose product is annotated as polycomb group ring finger 6. The record is from RefSeq and is a predicted model, not a curated record. Bases 359 to 1135 code for a protein of 258 amino acids. The transcript has 10 exons. NCBI's taxonomy places the organism in Eukaryota, Metazoa, Chordata, Actinopteri, Holocentriformes, Holocentridae.